CAUUUAUCCUUAAAUUUCAUUUUUGCUCAUAAGAUAAUUUACCCUUGAGUCCUUUAGAAUUUCUCGGGUAUUACAGCUUUCAAGAUGAGAGAUGGGUUGUUUGAGUGGUUGGUCAUGCCUUUUGGACUAACCAAUGCACCAAGCACUUUCAUGAGACUAAUGGAUCAAGUAUUACACCCUUUCAUUGGUAAAUUCGUUGUGGUGUAUUUUGAUGAUAUUUUGAUAUACAGUAAGUCUAUUAAUGAGCAUGAGGGGCAUAUUUGGGAUGUGUUGAGUGUGUUGAGAGAAGACAAACUUUAUGCUAAUUUGAAGAAGUGUACUUUUAUGAGUGAGAGCUUGUUGUUCUUGGGCUUUGUUAUAAGCAAAUAUGGCAUAAAGGUAGAUGAGGAAAAAGUGCUAGCAAUUAGAGAGUGGCCAACCCCUAAAAAUGUCAGUGAUGUGUGAAGUUUCCAUGAGUUAACAACUUUCUAUAGGCAGUUUAUCAAACACUUUAGUAGUAUUGUGGCUCCAAUUACUGAGUGUUUAAAGAAAGGAAAGUUUCAUUGGGGUGAAGAAUAAGAGCAAAGUUUCGCCUUGAUAAAAGAGAAAUUAUGUACCACUCAUGUCUUAGCUUUGCCAAGCUUUGACAAAUUGUUUGAGGUUGAGUGUGAUGCGAGUGGAGUAGGUAUAGGUGUUGUGUUAUCCCAAGAGAAGAGAUCAAUUGCAUUUUUCAGUGAGAAGUUGUGUAAAGCUAGAAGAAAGUGGUCUACUUAUGAUAAGAAGUUUUAUGCAGUGGUGAGGGCUCUUAAGACAUGGGAACAAUAUUUGAUUGUCAAAGAAUUUGUUCUUUACAAGGAUCACCAAGCUCUUAAGUACUUAAGUAGCCAAAGGCAAUUGAGGAGUGAUAUGCAUGCUAGAUGGUUUGCUUUUAUUGAUAAAUUUCCAUAUAAAAUUGUGCAUAAGUCGGGACAACAUAAUCGAGUGGCGAACGCUUUGAGUAGGCAUGUGGAUUUGAUCAAGACCCUUAGUGUUGAGAUUGUUGGGUUUGAGUGCUUGAAAGAAUUAUAUUUGACAGAUGGGGAUUUCAAACAUGUGUGGGGACAAUGCAUAUCUCAGCAACCGUCAGGAGAUUUCUAUGUCCAUGAUGGGUUUCUCAUGAAGGGAAAUCAGUUGUGCAUCCCUUGCACAUCCCUUCGUGAGAAAAUUAUUCGGGAUUUGCAUGGUGGUGGCUUAGCAAGGCAUCUUGGCAGAGACAAGACUAUUGAAGCUGUUAUGGGAAGGUAUUAUUGGCCAAGAGCAAGGAGAGAUGUUUCUAUUAUUGUAGCGAGGUGUUAUAUAUGUCAAACAGCUAAGUGGCACUCUUCUAACGGCGGUCUCUACAUGCCAUUGCUUGUUCCCAAUGCUAUUUGGGAAGAUUUGUCUAUGGACUUCGUGUUGGGUCUACCGCGAACCCAACGAGGUAUGGAUUCUGUUUUUAUAGUGGUUGACAGGUUUUCCAAGAUGACACACUUUCUUCCAUGCAAGAAGACGGCAAAUGCAGUAGGUACAACCAAACUAUUUUUCAAGGAGAUUGUUAGACUACAUGGAGUCCCUAAAACUAUUACUUCUGAUCGUGAUACAAGAUUUUUGAGUCACUUCUGGAUUGCUUUGUGGGGAAUGUUUGAUUCAUCUUUGAAUUUUAGCAGCACAGCACAUCCCCAGACUGAUGGACAGACAGAGGUGGUGAAUCGUACUUUAGGAAAUCUAAUUCGUAGUGUUUGGUAAAAUUGAGUCACUUCUGGUUUGAGUGCUUGAAAGAAUUCUCUAUCGUACACAUGAAAGUUCCUAAUCAUGCAUUGGAUUUGGUAAAAUUGCCAAAGGUACUAGGUUUCAGUGUUGCAGCUAGUGACUUAGCCGAGUACGUUCAAGCAGUUCAGGAAGAUGUCAAGCAAAAGUUGCACGAGGUGAAUAAGAAGUACAAGGCAGCAACUGACAAGUAUAGGAAGCACAAGGUAUUUGCGGUUGGAGAUGAAGUCACGAUAUUCUUGAAGAAGGAACGGAUUCCAACAGGACAACAGCACAAGCUCAAGCCAAAGAAGUAUGGUCCUUACAAGAUUACAAAGAAGAUCAAUGAUAAUGCUUAUGUUGUGGAUUUGCCAAAUCAUAUGGGUAUUUCCAAAACAUUCAAUGUUGCUGAUCUUUCUUUGUAUUUGCCAGACGUUGAGUUGUCAUAUCUAGAUCAUAAUUCGAGGACGAAUUCUUCUCAAGUGGAGGUGAAUGAUGCGGUCACCAAUCAAGACCCGGCCCAAAGCCGACCCGACCAUGCCAGAACAAUAUUUUAAUACUUCUUAAGUUUUAGAAUUCUACUUCAUGUUUCUACUUGAUUUAGGAUUCUACUUUAUGUUGGAUUAGGAUUUUAUUUUUCUUAGGAUUUUAGUUGGAUUUUGUUUACAAAUAUUAGAUGGAUUUGGAUUAGCCAAAUACUAUAAUAUGCCUAGGAUCUAGAGUUUGUAAUCAAGUUUUCUCAAUCAAAUUUUAGCAAACUAUUUGGGUUUUCUUAGCAAAACAGUCUUGUUUUUGCGUCUUCUUGAAAGCCAAGCUUCGGCCAUUGAAGUUUGCUCUUUCAAGGGUUUAUUUUGGUGUGUUUUUUCACACACGCGCUACAUGUUGCAUCAUCUUCAGUUUAGAGAUGCUGGGAUGACCGAGAUGAGAGUGGAGGAGAUCUAGGGAAGCUACACUGGUGUAGGCUACCAGUGAACUAGGCGCAACAAGAUGAUAGUGGCCUUGUGACUCAUGCCCAACGCCAAUCAUCUGCCCUGUGCCCCGGUCCUACACAAACAGAAGUAGAGAUAAAGGUUAUUGAACAGUCUAGUUCUCUAGUAAACUGACUAAUAGCAAGCAAAUUAAAAUGACUACAUGGGACAUAAAGGAAAAAAUUUAAAGGGAUAAAGGAGGUAGGAGAGGUUUUCCCUAUCCCUUUAACUGGCAUUUUGGUACCAUCGGCAAGAGUGAUGGUUGGUAAAUGUUCAAAAAAUGUAAGUGUAGAGAAAAGAUUCUUAUUACCACACAUGUGAUCGAUGGUGCUAGAGUCCAAAAUCCAAGGCCCCAAUAGAAUGACUUUGAGUAACAUAAUCCAUAAGAUGAAUAGUAGAUGGCUGAGACGCCUGGAAUUUCAAGAAAGCCUCAUAAUCAAUAGCAAGUAGGGUUACCAGCAGAUGUUGAAACGGGCUCACCACGUGUAGGAGUGAUAUGACUGAGGUCAGACAUGUUGAGGACUGCAAAUUAGAUCUGAAAGGAGCAACAAGCAACAACAAAGGCUUGCUGAUUCCAUUGUUAUGUUGGACUGGCGUAUGGGAUAGAUGAUUGGCGUCAGGCGUGAGUCGCAAAGACUUUAUUAUCUUGCUAAGCCAUCUUCACCAACAACUUGUAUUUCUACUGAGUCUUCAACUCUUCUUCAUAAUCGGUUAGGACAUCUGAGUCUAUCCAAAUUGUGACUCGUGUCAACUUGGAAAAUAGUCUCGUAUUUUGUUUCCAAAGUGUGUCAAUAAUCAGGCUACAUCCCUUUUUAAACUUGUCCAUAGUGAUGUUUAGGGUCCUUGUCAUGUUCAUUCUGUUUUAGCUUUUCAGUACUUUGUCACUUUCAUCGAUAAUCACUCUCGAUGUACUUGGAUGUUCUUACUGAAAAAUCGUUCAGAGUUAUUUCCUAUCUUUUAGGACUUCUGUGAUGAAAUUCAAACUCAAAGCAAAUGGAUUCAAUAUCCAUGAAAUCAGGAAUGGUAAGUUGUCACGAAACAAGAGGAAGGCAGGAAGUAUGAGAAAUUUUGUUGUGGAUAUUAAGUAUAGAUUAGCUAUUUUCUUUCCAUUAUUAAUUAGAAACUUUUCCAUUUCCAGCUGGUAGUUUGUUAGGCUACUAUGCCAUGUGUAAAUGGGCUAGAAUAGGACAAAAGAAGCUAUUAGAAGAGAGAAGAUCUGCUGUGGUAGCACCUAUGGCUCCUAUACUAUGUUAGCCUCCUGGAAGAAAAUCAAUCAAUUAACCAAUUUCAGAUUCCCAUUUCCUGUAUCCUCUCUCUCCAAUUCUCUCUCUUUCUUCCUAUCCAAACCUCCCUCAUUUCUCACGGUUCUCUAGCGCCUGCUUCCAAUUCACACCAAGUUGGAAGUUCGGCUGUGGUCACAGCGCAACUGUGACAUUUGGUAUCAGAGCCUCGGUGCUGGCAAGAAGUAGUAAGAUCGCAGAAGAUGGCCAAAGGAACACGCAUGAAGAACAUGGAGUCGCAACUCUAGCAACUUAGCUCGACAGUGGGAGAAUUUCAGGAUCCGGUGGACCGCUUAGAAGUCAGUAACCAAAAAAAUCAUGAUGCGAUCAUGACAGUAGAUCGCAUGGGUGGAAGGAGGAUUUAUCCAAAUGAGAGAAGAUAUCAACCAGAUGAGGGAAGAGAUGGGUAAUCAGCUUCAACAGUUUAUGUUGAUGUUUACUCGCCAAAAUCAGGUUAGGCUGUCUCUCGAUUUUCCUCAGAGAAAUAGAAACGACCCUAUAUUAGAGAAUGAGAGGAUGAAUCCAAAAAAUAGAGCCCAUGAGAUUGUGGUCGAGUAAGGUGAUGACACUGAGGCGUUGUUAGGUGGGGAACGGGAAGACCUAACUGUACCUCCACCACAAGGGUUUCCCAUGCCUCGAAUGAAGAUACCCAUAUUUGAGGGGACCAAUCCUAGGUAGUGGGUUAGAAAGUGUGAAAGGUUGUUUGAUUGGUACAAUGUACCAGGAGAAAGAAGGGUUGCCUUAGCGGCAGCUUACUUUGAUAAUGGGGUGGAUGCAUGGUUCCAAGGUUGGACUCGGGGGCGAGAGCACUACACCUGGAGGGAGUUCUCUGAAUGGUUGUGUGAGAGGUUCGGGGAGAAGAGCAUGUUGGACACUAUUGAGGAAUUUAACAAACUUAGAGAGGUGGGUGAUGUUGGAACCUACUUAAGGAGAUUUGAGGAGCUGAGAUCUUUGAUGAGUAGCCAUGAUCCUCACCUAACGAAGGCAUAUUAUGUCUCUAGUUUCCUUAGUGGCCUGAGCGAAGAAAUGAGGCCUAUGAUAAAGAUGAUCAGGCCACGAACCUUGGAGCAAGCGGCUGAGAGUGUCAGGUUGCAAGAAAUGGUAGUUGAGGCACUGUUAAAGAAGCAGAAGGUGCAGCAACAAAGAACUACACAUGCGGGGAGUUGGCAGCAAAGAGGAAGCAGCAAAGAGGUCAACAAGGAGAUGGUGAGGAGUAAUGUUGGAGGAAGGAAUUUUGCUAAUUCCAACCUUAGAGGGAGGCCUAAUGAUCCUAGACGGCAACCCGGUUCCUGUUACAAAUGUGGGGAUAGAUAUUUUUCGGGGCACCAAUGCAAACGACAGCUGCUGUUAUUGGAGGGCCGAGAGGAAGAAGAAGUAGAAGGCGAAGAAGAAGUGGAAGUAAUCGGUGAAGAGGGAAUAGAGGAUAAUGGGGAGAUAUCUCUCCAUGCACUCAAAGGGAUCACCAAUAACAAGAUAAUCAAGGUGAAAGGCAAGACGAAGAGAGGCAACUUAUCAAUCCUAAUUGACAGCGGAAGCACCCGCAGCUUCCUCGACGAUGGCAUUGCCAAGAAACUGAAGUGUCAUCUCACUAAUACAAUGCCUCUGAGUGUCACAGUAGCUAAUGGAAACCGGGUAGUGAGUAACAUGGCCUGCCUGGGAUUCAUAUGGGAAAUGCAGGGGGAGAAGUUCGAGGCAAAUCUCAUGCUGCUAUAAUUAGGAGGGUGCGAUGUCGUUUUAGGGGUGGACUGGAUGAAGAAGGUGAGUCCCAUAUGCUUUGAUUUUAACCGUAUGAAGGUGACCUUUGAAAAGGAAGGGAGAAGAAUGACACUCACUAGUGGGAGAGAUGUAAUACCCGAGAAAUUCUAAAGGACUCAAGGGUAAAUUAUCUUAGGAGCAAAAAUGAAAUUUAAGGAUAAAUGAAGGGAAUAGUGGUAAUUUAUUACUGUAUGAAUGACCGAAUCGACUGGAGGGAGUGUCUUGCAGUCGAGCUGCCAAAGAAAAAUGAUGUGACAUUAACAAGCACCCCGAGAUAGGAUUUAUAGUGCCAAAAGAAAUCGGAUCGGGAACAGUUUUUGGUACAGCAAAAUGGCAACUGCCAAUUAGGCUGCAAUACCGAAUUGUUAUAGACGACUUCCGAGAAGUCAACGGAAGCUUGAAGAGACUUUGGUUUUUCAUAAGGAACAACCCUUCAUUGGUUUCAGGAAGAAACGAAGAGGUUUAGUUCCAAAACGAAGAUUCGGGUUUAAGUGUAAUUUCUUAAUUUUGUCGGAGGGAGGUCGAAAUGAUAUUUUUUCGGAAUCUUCAGGGAUGGAAUGAAAAGUAUAGAACUUAUAGGUCGCAAUGGCAGUAUUGGGAAGCUUAGGGGCGUCAAGGAAAGGACCAAAAGUUUAAAUGAGAAAAGAUAGGGGUCAAAGUGCAAUUUUCAAAAGUUGAAGAUAGAGCAAAUCUGCCAUGGCCGACCAAGCUUUCUCUACCACCUCCCAUCAUCGAAUUCGGUGGUGAGAGACUCGAGAAAAGUGGCCUAGGAUGCUCUUGGGUCGAGCUUAGGCCGACAUUGGCCAAGAUGAUGACCAAUUUUGCAUGAUUUUUGGCCGUUUUGUGGAUGAAAUUCCAAUAUGUUGAAUCCGUGUUUGGUGGCAUUUUUGGACUAAUCUGGGGCAGGUAAAAGCCUCAGGAAGGUUGGAUGGACCAACUAUGAGCAUUUGGAGGGUCGGGGUUGCCUAUAAAUAGAGGUUUUUGAAUUAGCCGAAUGGAGUGAAAAAUUAAACUCUCAGAUCCGAGAGUUUGGGCAAAAAUUGAGAGCAACGGAUAAGAGGCUUUUGUUCCCCAUGUCCAGAGGAUCAUUCUUGUGAAUUUUGAGCAAUUUUCGUUGAGAGAUGAAGGAGAAAUGGAGCUUCGCCAGAAAAUAGCUUCGAGCAGUCUGAAAAUGGCUCUUUUUGUGAGUUUUUUGGUAUCAUCUUGUAGAUGAUGAAAAGAGGAAGCCAUAGGUUCAAACGGGGGGUCAAUCGGAGGUCGGAUGAAGGAGAUAUGGCCAUUAAAUCGAAGGCAGUGCACCAGUCCAGCGAGCUGGAUGUUGAAGAAGAUUGGCGCAUGGGGCACACGCGCCAGCUGGGCCCCGCGAGUGGGGGCGCGUGGAGCACAUUGUUUGGGCGAGUGCGGGCGCGUCCGGGCUCAAAACAUUCUGAAAAAAAGUUCUAAAUUCCUCUAAAAUCGAGAUCUAGGUCAUGUAAAAAAAUAUUUGAAUUUGGAGUUCUAUAGGUCUCGAUUCUAGCAUCAAAGUGCCUUGUUUUGCGUGAAAACGGACCAUCCGGGUAAGUCCAGUAUUUUUCCCUUGAAGUUUAAAGUCUAUUAUGAAUUGUUGUGAAGAUAGAUUUGAGAAAAUAGUCUCGAUGUAUUUAUUAGGAUUUUCAGAAGGAAAAAUGAAAGAAAAUGAAGGAAAAUAGGAAAUAAAUGGAAUAUUGAGAAUAUUUAGUAAUAAAUGUCAUUUUUAUGUUGAGGUAAUCGAGAAGAUGUGAUUGAUACAACUUUUGAGAGUUGGCACGAAAAUUGAGGCGACGCACGUUUUUUGAGGAAUUUUGAACUUGUGCUAAAUGUGAGUAAUUUUAUCCAAAACAUGGUUUUUUGAGUUUUCCUAUCCUAACGAUGAUAUUGCGAGUGAUUUUCUCACAAGAACUUAUAUUCAUGAUAUGUUUGUUAUAUAUGCAUGUUGUUAUAAAUGUAAUAUUCAUUUUGGCAUAUUACAUGGAAAGUCGUGAAAGUUGCAUGACACGAUAUUAUUGUUACAUUGAUAUUUGUCCAUGGGAAUGGGAUGUCACCCCAGAGUGUAGCCGUAAUUCCCCUAGGGCAAUGAUGAAAUAACGUUAGGCUUAUCCUGUAGAGGUUCGGGAUUUGCCUAGGAUUUCGUGCCGGGCUGGUGGGCCUGAGAAGUUACAUUAAGGGCACAUGUUGAUUAUGUCUUGCAUCAUGCAUUCGUAUAUAUAUAUAUGUUUUGGACCCUCACUAGAAGUUUCAUCUUCUAAUGGGUUAUGCCCCUAGAACAUUCCAAGUUCUAGUUUUAGACUUGCAGUUAGGGUAAGGAGCAAGUUGAGAUAUGACGGCACCUGAUGGCGUGGUCGAUGAUUCAGCAAGCUGUCUCGGAGAUGUUUUAGCUGAUGCUUUAUUGAUGAUUAGCCUUGUUAGAAUAUUAUGGAUUCUUCAUGUUUUAAGGCUGUUAAAGAUAUGAUGUAAUAUAUGGUACGAAUUCUUUAUAAUAUAAUAUAAGCGAAUUGAUUAUGUACCAUAUCAGGUUUCGAUUUUAAGCUUCCGCAGUUAUGAUGAUUACCUGUCUUAAGUUAUUGAUUCUUAUUUAGUGUGUUGAGAAGGUAAAGCGGGAUUGUCGGGAGAUGGUUUAUAAAAAAAUAUAUAUAUAUAUUCUCGAAAUUCCUAAGUUAUUUAACGCUCAGAAAAGCGGGGCGUUACAGUUGGUAUCAGAGCAUAAUUGUUAAAGACAUAGGAAAUGUCUGAGCCUUGAGUGACUCUAGUAUGGUCGAUAUUAGAGCGAACCUAAGGAAAAGGUCGCACGUGGCUAGAUAAGCAAAGCCACCGUAAGAUUUGGGUAUUGAUGAUUACUGGAUAAGUGUUGUGUAGUGGAAGUGCAUGUCUAGGAAAGUUCUGGCUAAGGAAAGACUUGGUACUUAAGUGUGUUCGUUUGUGACCCACCUCUCUUUCCUGGGAACUUACUUGGUGUACUAUUCACGAGCAGACACUAUUUCAGUGGACGACUACUAUUCCUGGUGAAUAGUAGAAUGCCUGAUAGAAGCUAGCACAAGAUUAGUCUGAUGGCCUAGUUGUCAAGAUUAAGGAUCAAAGGAUAAGGAUUUUCAAGGAUCAUUUAGCAUCUCGAAAAUAUGAUGUAAGGAUAAGGGAUUCAUCGGAUUGGAUCGAACAAGAGGCCAAAUAUGGCCAAAUGAUGGCAUGUGAGCGCAUCAAUUAAUGAACUGAAGGUGGUGCAACCAAUGUGACUCGCGAAGACGAGAUAAAGAAACCCUAGCAGUGUGGCGACACAGCUGGAUGGGUGUUCACAGUGACAGAUCUGGAUCUAGGGACCAAGGUAGAGGGCUUGUAAUUAGCUUAUGAUCAAUGUACCAGAGAAGCUUAUAGGCUGUCUUGCGGUAUGGGUUUGGGACCCAAGAUUUAAGUUGCUUAGUGAACUGCUGAGGAGACAAUCAGAUGCUGAAAAUCUGGGGCAAAACAGUGGAGUUUGUACCUUGUAGAGAAUUCCAAGUUCUAAUGGUCUAGGAUGCGAGGUGUGCCGCUAGUUAUUGUUGAUAGAGCCGGAAGCCUAAGGAAUUAACCUAAGGUAAGAUGAGUUGAAUAUGGACCGAGUGUCCUAUUUAAAGGAUUACAUCGAGGUUCGUGGUCACCUUUGGGAAUGAUGAUACGACAAGCAAUGGGAGGCUCGAGGGCCUAGAAUGAAUAUUCUUGUAGAAGGAGUUGGACUCAUGGCAGCAACAAGGAAUGAUGGCUCUAAGAUGGCUACGACGAGACUGUGCAAUUUUCACCCAAGACGUACCCAUGUGAGGGUCAACGUAUGAUGUAGUGGUAAGCCUACUAGGUGAUCGGGGUGAUGAUGACAGCUUGUGUGCUGGUUGACGGUAAAUGUAGUGCAUAGGAAGAACUAAUUUAAUGGUCGGGUGCCGAUAGUCAACUGGAUCUGAAGAACGAAAUGCGAGAGUUAGUGAAUUCUUGGUAAAUAAGAUUUCAGGUAGUGAAACAUGGCUAGUCUAAAACCUUGAGUUGUGAGAUGGCAACCUCGGUUCAAGGUAGAGAUCGGGUACCAAAAAGGAAAGAAUUAAUUGAUCGGUCGUAUCGACCGAAAAAGAAAUGAUAAGGACCCUUAGUCAAUAGCGAUUGUGACUACGGUUCAGUGAGCCUAGGGAUUCAGGUAAAGUUGUCGGUAGUCAACCCGAUAAGGUGAAAUUGAUGAAUGGUAGAUUGAGAGCCAUGAUAGUUAAGGAAAUCGAGUUCACAAAAAGUGAUUAGAACCAGAUAUCGUAAAUCUGAUUCAGGAUUUUCGGAGAUAAAGUGAUUUGAGAUUCUUGAGGAAUUUCUUGAGGAUCUAGGGAUUCGUGAUGGAACUUUAGGGUUUCAUGAAGAAAUCCAGUAAGGAUUGGAUGACGGGAUCGAGGAAAUCAAGUGAUGGCAGAUGUGCCAAGAUGACGGGUCACAGUAGGGGAAGCUGCAGACCUAAGUCGAUUAAGCGAUCCAAGAUUUUCAAAUUUUAGAGAAUGGAACUCUCAUAUGGCUAAGACGGUUAGUCUAGCCUUGGUAAGUAAAUUGAGAGAUGUAUAGCUAGACAAUCAUUAAAAUGAUGUCAACAAGUUAUGAAAAUGAUGAGCCUAUUGUUAUGAGGUAUAGAAAAGCUGUAGGAAAAAUGGAAAAUAACCAAGAUAUUUUCUCAGAAGAUUUAAUGUGAUUAUUUCUUAAUGAUGAAACUACCAAUAAUAGCUUGAGGAUAUUGGAUGCUUAGCCAUGUGUGACUUGAUUAAGGAUGCGAAUUAUCAUGUGAUAAUUAAGAGCUGAUGUUUUCAUCUCGAUUUGAUGAAUUAUUAAAACAACUACAAGAGGCUAAGAUACUUAAUGAUCAAUAUACAAUCAGAGGUAAGACAAGAGAAUGGAACGUUAAAGCAUCCAAAGCAUAAUAUACAUUCCAUAUGUCCAAACGAUUACAAGAAAUCAAGCUGUACAAUUACUCAAAGGAAAAAAGAAACCAUAAAACUGAUGAUGAUGUCGAUGCUUAAUAACGACGACAGUUGCCAAACACGAUAGAUCCCAGCUCAUCGAUAUCAUCUGGGGGUAGCAUUUGGCUACUACUGGCUUCACUAGGGUAAGGUGGAAGAGCAGCCUUUGAGAAACUGGGAUGAGGGGCAUCCUCCGGGAUGAUAGGAAGAUCGAAAUUCCAGCUUGGGUCUUGAACAGGUUGAGGAAUAGGUUGGGGAUGUGAAGAAUAAUAUGCAAAUAGUAAAUCCUGCAAGUAAGCUCGAUAAGCUUGCAACUCAUUAACCUGCUGCUGAAGGGAAAGAAUAUGAGAUACACAGCCAUAGACAAGAUCUUGAAGCCGGGCUUGAGCUUCAAAGAGGAGUGUGUUGGAAGCCCAAUAUCGGUCGCUGACCGGAAGCGGAGCUAGGAAGUUGACAACAUUCUUGACAGUAAAAACAUCAUGGAUGGCGACAAAAUGAGCAAUACCAUCCUCACAAUGGAAGUUAGGAGUAAAGAUGCACUGUGAAUUGCAUCCUCUAUUUAAGAAUACGCAGGCACCGCAUUGAGACCGGGGCCUUGGAUUGUUGCCCCAUGGCAUGUUGUGCCUUGGCAUGACAUAUCUGGGAUCUGGCUAAGUCUAAACAAAAUCAGAUAUGGGUCGGAUCUAAGUGGAUAGGUCAAAACAGAUAUGGGUCAGAUCUAAUGGGUCAAAUCAAGAAUGGGUCAAACCUGAAGCGUAUCGAUGUCGGGUCGGGUCAGGUUGAGUCGGGUCGGGUCGGAUCGACCCAGAUCUGGCAGCAACGACGAUGGCGCGGUGGCGGCUGAGGGAGGCCGGGCGAUGGCCAGCAGUUGCAUGGUGGAGCAAGCGGCGACGACGGCGUGCCGGAUCUGGCUGACGCGAGGGCCGAUUGGGCCGGAGAUGAUGGCGGGGAAGAGCUACGAUCGGCAGCUGGGGCACAGAGAAGCCGCACGGUGGCUCGCGGCCGAUGGCGGAGCAGGCGCCUGCGGUGGUUGUAGAGGGGGUAGCGGCGACCAACAGAGGUGGUGGCGAUGCUGGAAGGCGGCGACGACGGUUCGCGCGCAGGGUCGGUGCAUUGCAGAGGAAGAAGAAGAAGGGGAAGAAAAGAAGAAAAGAAGAAAAGAAAAAAAAUAAGAAAAAAAAUAAAAAAAAGAAAUAGAAAAAUGAAAAGAAAAAAAGAAAAGAAAUGAAAAAAAAAAGAAAAGAAAUGAAAAAAAAAGGGGAAAGGAAAAAUAAUCUUCUUUUCUUUAUGGGAAAAACGUGUUUUAUUAUUCCGGAGAUUUUGGCAAAAAAAAAUAAAAUUAUCCAGAUACGCAAAAGUUGAGUUCGGGGCUUUUCGGAUAUUUAUAGUCCCGACCCUAUGUUUUAAAACAUGGAGCAACGUAGGGUUCGAAAUGAAAUUUAUGCAAGUCAAAUUUUGAAAUAGAAUGCUAAGAUGUUUCAAAUUAAGAUGUUUUGGCAAGCUUUUGUCAAAAAGUCGUGAUUGGACACUUUGGAAUAAUUAUGUCUAUAAUAGGACUCGUGAGAAGAGUCUAAUGAGAAUGAUCUGCCGGGUGCAGUGAGAGUUUGUGAUAGCUUAAAGGAUCGGGUUGCGUGUUAAUGUAACAUGACCUAAUGAUUACGUGUGGAUUACACCAAGACACAAAGAAAACUACUUGGUGUAUAACCUGUAGCUAGUAGAUGUGGUAUGUACUCUCGAGGCUAUGGAGACACUAUCGAAAUGAUAGGACAUUUGAUGUGCUCACGAACCACAAGGAGCCUAAAGUAUGGGUUCUUGCAGAAAGAGCUAAACGAGAGGUAGUGACGGUGGAUGAAGUUCCUUGAGGACUACAACUACACUACUUUGUAUCACUCGGGGUGUGGCAAAGAAGUGCUUAAUGCAUGACCUGGGUGGAUAGUUGUGAGUGUCAGAUGUUGGAGGCUUGUUGGCCUGCUGACUAUGAGUAUAGUGCCAAAAGGAUUGUCUGUUUUUAACGCUAGGCUGGUUGUUUAGCUGGAUUUGAUGAACGAGAUACGAAAUGCAUGUGUGAUUGAUCAUUGUGGUUAGCUUAAGGGUUAUGAUUUUUGAGAUGCAAGAUGGCAUUCUUAAAAGUUUCGGGGUAGGAUGUGUGUGCCUAGGAUGUGGGAAGAUAUGUGGUCGUCUGUAAAGAGACACAACAGGAAAUUAUGUAAAUGACACGGCAUGCUUGUAAGCAUUGGACGUGUAAGAAAUGCAAACUGAAGUAUUUGUCAAGGACCAAAUGGACGUUUGAUUUGAAGUAUUCGGGUAAUAAGCUGUGUAUUGUCUUAGUUAUCUGAAUGGUCAGAUGAAAAUUUUGAGGCCGAAAUUUCUUUAAGGAGGGGUGAAUCUAAUACCCGAGAAAUUCUAAAGGACUCAAGGGUAAAUUAUCUUAGGAGCAAAAAUGAAAUUUAAGGAUAAAUGAAGGGUAUAAUGGUAAUUUAUUACCGUAUGAAUGACCGAAUCGACUGGAGGGAGUGUCCUGCAGUCGAGGUGCCAAAGAAAAAUGAUGUGACAUUAACAAGCACCUUGAGAUAGGAUUUAUGGUGCCAAAAGAAAUCGGAUCGGGAAGAUUUUCGGUACAGCAAAAUGGCAACUGCCAAUUAGGUCGCAAUACCGAAUUGUUAUAGACGACUUCCGAGAAGUCAACGGAAGCUUGAAGAGGCUUCGAUUUUUCAUAAGGAACAACCAUUCAGUGGUUUUAGGAAGAAACGAAGAGGUUUAGGGCCAAAACGAAGAUUCGGGCCUAAGUGUAAUUUCUUAAUUUUGCCGGAGGGAGGUCGAAAUGAUAUUUUUUCAGAAUCUUCGGGGAUGCAAUGAAAAGUAUAGAACUUAUAGGUCGCAAUGGCAGUAUUGGGAAGCUUAGGGGCGUCAAGGAAAUGACCAAAAGUUUAAAUGAGAAAAGAUAGGGGUCAAAGUGCAAUUUUCAAAAGUUGAAGAUAGAGCAAAUCUGCCAUGGCCGACCACGCUUUCUCUACCACCUCCCAUCACCGAAUUCGGUGGUGAGAGACUCGAGGAAAGUGGCCUAGGAUGCUCUUGGGUCGAGCUUAGGCCGACAUUGGCCAAGAUGAUGACCAAUUUUGCAUGAUUUUCGGCCGUUUUGUGGAUGAAAUUCCAAUAUGUUGAAUCCGUGUUUGGUGGCGUUUUUGGACUAAUCUGGGGCAGGUAGAAGCCUCAAGGAGGUUGGAUGGACCAACUAUGAGCAUUUGGAGGGUCGGGGUUGCCUAUAAAUAGAGGUUUUUGAAUUAGCCGAAUGGAGUGAAAAAUUAAACUCUCAGAUCCAAGAGUUUGGGAAAAAAUUGAGAGCAACGGAUAAGAGGCUUUUGUUCUCCAUGUCCAGAGGAUCAUUCUUGUGAAUUUUGAGCAAUUUUCGUUGAGAGAUGAAGGAGAAAUGGAGCUUCGUCGGAAAAACGAGCUUUGCCAGAAAAUAGCUUUGAGCAGUCUGAAAAUGGCUCUUUUUGUGGGAUUUUUUGGUAUCAUCUUGUAGAUGAUGAAAAGAGGAAGCCAUAGGUUCAGACGGGGGUUCAAUCGGAGGUCGAAUGAAAGAGAUAUGACCAUUAAACCAAAGGCAGCGCACCAGUCCGGCGAGCUGGCCCUGCGAGUGGGGGAGCAUGGAGCACAUUGUUUGGGCGAGUGCGGGCGCGUCCGGGCUCCAAAAAUUCUGAAAAAAAGUUCUAAAUUCCUCUAAAAUCGAGAUCUAGGUCCUGUAAAAAAAUAUUUGAAUUUUGAGUUCUACAGGUCUUGAUUCUUGCAUCAAAGUGCCUCGUUUUGCGUGAAAACGGACCAUUCGGGUAAGUCCAGUAUUUUUCCUUUAAAGUUUAAAGUCUAUUAUGAAUUGUUGUGAAGAUAGAUUUGAGAAAAUAGUCUCGAUGUAUUUAUUGGGAUUUUCAGAAGGAAAAAUGAAAGAAAAUGAAGGAAAAUAGGAAAUAAAUAGAAUAUUGAGGAUAUUUAGUAAUAAAUGUCAUUUUUAUGUUGAGGUAAUCGAGAUGAUAUGAUUGGUACAACUUUUGAGAGUUGACACGAAAAUCGAGGCGAUGCACGUUUUUCGAGAAAGUUCGAACUUGUACUAAAGGAGGUGAGAUUUUGACAGUCCCUAACAAAUCAUCUUUGGAAGACAACCAGACUCGCUGAUCAUAUUUCACAGUGGGUGAAUAAUUAAGAAGAUGGGACGAAGAAAGAAGAAGGCAUGUUUCUGGGAAGAUGUUAGUUUAUAAGAGGGGCAUUCAAAGAGACGCUGAAGACCAGCAAGCCGAGGAUACCACCAGUUUUGACAUUACAUGAGAUCGCUCAGAAGCAGGUAAUUGCUAUUUUUUUUUGGGUAACGUCCCAUCACGACCAUCUUUCACCAAUUGACCCCAGGGUAGAGUAAAGGAAAUAAAUAAGGUAGCAAUUCGCAGUGAACCUGUCCAGAAAGGGCACCUGGAAGGCUACCAAUUAUGUAAUAGUAAUUGGAGUUCAAUUGAUUGUUAAUCAUGAAAUGGAAUAGCUGCUCAUGUAGCCAUAUUAUAACCAAGACGUUAUGAUGGUUUUUAGAAAUCUGAAUGGCACAAUCACAAGAAGACCAUUUCGUUUGGAACCCUGCUUCACCAGGAGUUAUUUAUCAAUGGGUCAUAUCUAUUCAAUUACCAAAAAGACAGCUUUGAGAUUGAUCUUUGAGAGAGAGUAUAUUCUCAGCUACAGUGUCAGGAAGCCUUUUGUUUCAGAUAUAGGCGAUAGACAGUAUAUAAGAUCUUCUCUCCUACAUUUCUGCACAAGUAGUAGUAAGACAGAAAGCAUUUGUUGGGAAGGAUCAUCUCACAUAGUUCUGCUCAGAAAGCUUGAAGUUUCUCUUAGAGAGCAUCAAUUUGACGAGGCAUGGGAAGCUUAUAAUGAUUUCAGAAAUUUGUAUGGUUCUCCAAGCAAGUCUGUCUUGAAUAGAUUGAUAAUUGAGCUGUCAUACUCAUCUGAUCCUCAGUGGCUUCAGAAGGCAUGUGAUUUAGUUUUCUUAACAAUUAAAGAUAAAUCUAAUUUGCUUCAGUCUGACUUCCUAUCUAAACUCUCCCUGUCCUUGGCAAGAGCUCAAAUGCCUGUUCCCACAUCCAAGAUUCUCAGGCUGAUGCUGGAGAAAGGCAGUUUGCCUCCGUUGAAUAUACUGGGACUGGUUAUUCUGCAUAUGGUGAAGACAGAGAUUGGGACACAUCUUGCUUCCAAUAUAUUGAUUGAGCUUUGUAAUCGUAUUCAAUAUUUAAGUGCAAAUAAAUUUGUUUCUGCAAAGAUUAGGAAACCCAAUACAAUGAUUUUUAACCUCGUUCUGGAUGCUUGUUUGAGGUUUAGGUCACCUUUGAAGGGCCAACAGAUUGUAGAACUUUUGGCACAAACUGGUGUCAUAGCAGAUGCACAUACCAUUGUUAUCAUCUCUCAGAUGCAUGAGAUGAAUGGCCAGAGGGAUGAAUUAAAGAAAUAUAAGGAUUUUAUUGAUCAGGUUUCAAAUAGUCUGCUUUACCAUUACAGGCAGUUCUAUGAUUGUUUGCUAGGCUUACAUUUUAGAUUUAAUGAUGUUGAUGCUGCUUCAGAACUCAUUUUGGAUAUGUGCCGAUUUGGGGAAUCUUGUCAUGGUCAAAAAGAUUGGAAGGAGCCUCAGAAGCCUUGUCUUGUCCCGAUUGGAUCUCACAAUCUGAGCACAGGGUUGAGAAUACAGAUAUUACCGGAGCAGCUGCAGAAGGAUUCUGCCCUCAAAGUGGAAACUAGGGAGGAGUUUAUUAUGUAUAAACAUGGGAAAGUUCUCCUUAGUAACAAAGGAAUAGCCAAGCUUGUCCUCCAGUAUAAUAGAUGCGGGAGGAUUAGUGACCUGUCAAAGCUAUUGAUUAAUAUUAAGAAUGAGGUGGGCUCACUAGAAGAAAGUUUGUGUUCUGAUGUGAUUGAUGUCUGCCUUAGCUUGGGGUGGCUGGAGAAUGCUCAUGACAUCCUGGAUGACAUGGAGUUGGCAGGAUCUUCUGUGGAUACCAAUUUGUAUACAGUGCUAUUGAGGGCUUACAACGAAAGAAAGAUGUUUAGGGAAGCAGAGGCACUGCUAAAACAAAUCAGGAAAGCUGGUUUGGAUGUAAAAUGGUUUGAUAAAAGAGAAGAUACAACCACUUUGUCUUCAAAAAGAAUAACUUCAAGUAGAAGGUUAGAUUUGAUGAAGUGUGUCAUCCAAGAAAUGGAAGAAGAGGAUAAAGCCGUGCCUUCUGUGGUUUAUGAGUUAAAUUCUUCCAUCUACUUUUUCUGGAAAGCUAAAAUGACAGAGGAUGCUUUAAGGACGUAUAGAAAGAUGGAACAAAUGAAAAUCCAUCCUACUCUGCAAACCUUUUUUAAUAUGAUUUCUGGGUGUUCUUCUCUAGAACUGUAUCGUGAAAUUACUACCUUAUGGGGGGACAUGAAGAGGAAAAUGGAGAAUGGAAGUCUUUGGGUUGACAGAGAUGUGUACGAGUUCUUAGUAUUGAGUUUUAUUCGUGGUGGUUAUUUUGGAACAGUGAUGGAAGUUGUUGGUUAUAUGAAGGAACGGAAUUUGUACAUUGACAAAUGGAUGUUUAAGCUUGAGUUCCUAAAGUUUCAUAAAGAUCUGUACAGGAGUUUAAAAGCAUCUAAUGCUAUAACUGAGGCUCAAAGCAAGAGAAUUGGACAUGUUCGAGCAUUUAGGAAGUGGAUUGGGAUACACUGAAGCUCAUUCAAAAGUUUUCUGGUUUGUGGCUUGUUCCAAGCCUAGGUUCUUUACUUUUGACCUUUGACGUCGUUAUCUCAAUUUUAACCAUGUAAAUACAGCCUGAUUUAUGUAGAGACCCUGUUAACUAUCGAACAAGGUGUUCCAUUGAUAAACCCUACAAAAUUUUUCGGAGCUUGAUUCUAUGUUUUUUCUUCUGUUGAUUGCCUAACUACCCAAAGUCUCCCGAUAAUACACAUAAAUAUUCGUUCGCGUACAUUAUGAUGUUUGCCAAAUUGGAAUGUGGUCCUAGUUUGAUUGCUCUGAUUU
Molecule: messenger RNA, 17734 nt
Organism: Diospyros lotus (date-plum)
Lineage: Eukaryota; Viridiplantae; Streptophyta; Magnoliopsida; Ericales; Ebenaceae
Product: pentatricopeptide repeat-containing protein At4g17616
Exons: 5
Coding region: 15266-17425 (719 amino acids)
Molecular function (GO): protein binding
Source: RefSeq, a predicted model, not a curated record